This is a messenger RNA of Xyrichtys novacula (pearly razorfish), 12370 nucleotides long. The record is from the annotation of a GenBank genome assembly. NCBI's taxonomy places the organism in Eukaryota, Metazoa, Chordata, Actinopteri, Labriformes, Labridae.
UUGCUUUGAUGACUACAGUUUUUGUUCCUACUUUCACCCCUGGGCAAGCCGGUGCCACAAAGUCACAAAUUCUUUAAAUCUUUUCAAGAAAAAUUAUUUUUUAAUGUUAGAGGAAAACAAAAACAAAACAUAUCAAAUUGAUUUUUUCAAUUACUAUGUCAUACCUAAAGUUAGCACUGUCAGACAACCUUUUGUGUUUGUUUAUUUGUAUGUAACAGAACAGAGUCGCCAAACACAACGGCAGUUGUUUUUAACAAAGACAAACGUCGCUGAGGAUCGGUAAAGUCUCCGGAGCAGUUAAGAACCACGGAAUGAAUAACUUGGAAAAUGCUCUGGUAGAUGUUUUAUUCUUCAAGAUCACUGAUUCGCUUAUUUAGCUGUCAAUCAAAAAAGGAUUUCGCCUCAGACAGCACAUCCAAUCAUGGAUGCAGAAGCUCAGCGUCCGCGAGAAAGUUGGGAACGCCCUCUCGCCAUAGAACUCCAGAGACGCUGAGCGUCCGAUGGGCGGGACAAAGCCCAGCAUUUAUCCAAUGAGCGUCUAGUUUCGCUGCUGGAACAACCCACUUUGAGCUUCCACAUUGAAGUCAGCAGACGCUGAGCGUCCGGCUGUGUGAAGCGCUGAGGCGCUGCGAGGAUGAAUGAGAACGAAGUUAUGCCGGUUACCUGUGAUUAUCGGCUUCUUAUCACAGUGUGAUAAGAAGCUGAUUCUGAACAAAAGAUGGAGGCUUUCUAGCGCGUAUUUAGUUAAUGAAAUGAACACACAGCAGUACGUAUUUCACCAUUUUUUCUUUUUUUUGGGGGGGUGACAUUUUAAGGGAAGCUGAGCUUCCCUUGCAAUCUUAGAGCAAUCGCCACUGGUCUAAACUUUCUUUGUUAGCUUAAACAGGUUGUUUUAGUCCAUAACAACAUGAGGCUGUUCCUACCAGUGUAUUUUUUUAUGACUCAAACAAAGUCAAUUUAAUGUCCUUUAUGGUCUUUACUUUAAUAUAUUUCUUAGCUAAAAGCUGCUCUGCUACAUCAGUGUGGUCUGAAACCAUGAUUGAGAGAGGGGAAUGUUUACUCUGGCAAAUAUACAGAUUAUUUUAUCAUUAUAAAGAAUAACACCUGAAGAGAUACGCAAGAGCGCAUGUACUUAAUGUCCAAUCAGUGUCUGUGUGGUGCAGUAAUUGUCGAGAUGUUUCUUGGUGACUCACUGAUGUCCAGGGAUCCCUGGUUAACACAGCAGUAUUUGCACUUUUUAGAAACUCCAGUUUUGUUGCUUUCUCCGUUACAUGCAGGUCCUGUAUGAGUCUAAUGAUUGUUCCCUUACUGUAAAUACACAACUGCCAUCCAAAUGAAAAUUGAAGCAGCUGCUUCAGUGAUAAUCACAUCAAAUGUAGUGAUUUUUUAUAUACAUUUAUCAGAAAUAUGACAAUCACAACUUAAAUUGAUUUCCUUACUAAAAAUACAUUGUGAAAAAGGUCAGAAUUUGUUGUUGUUGUUAAAGGAUGAGUCUGAGUUUAAAAUUCAUUGAAAAAGCACUCUCAGAUUAAGCUUAAUAUUCAAAAUAUGCAUUUACUUUUAGUCUCACAUUCACAAAGUGGUUACAAGGUGUAUUGUGGAAGUUUUUACACAGGACUGUGGUGAUCACACUCUUUGCACAUUUUAUUUUUGUUAAGUUCCAGUUCCUGUGUGUUAGUUGAUGUUAGAUUGGUACAGGCCUGUGCAAGAGAGCAAAAUAGUUCUCCUUGAAAUAUCAGCAUUAUUAUUAAUGUAUUAUUGUUGUUUUUGUAGUUAUACUUCUUGUUAUUUUUAUUAUUUUUUUAGUUUUUGUUGUUUUUAUGAUUGUUAUUGUUAUUAUUCUUAUGAUAAUUAUAUUGAUAUGGCUAUGAUCUGGGGCGGCACAGUGGUGUAGUGGUUAGCACCGUCACCUCACAGCAAGAAGGUCCUGAGUUCGAAUCCGGCAUUUCUGUGUGUAGUUUGUCAACCCUGUGAUGAACUGGCAACUUGUCUGCAUCAGUCCAAGAACUCUCAGUCCAAGCCCCCCCCCCCCCCAAAAAAGGGUGUAAAAUGUCACUCAUUAAAAAUAAUAAUAAUAAAAAAAAUUAAUAAUAAAUAAUAAUAAUAAAAACAUUUCUUACCUUUAAAAAUCACCAAUGUAAAACAACUACAGGACUUUCUUCUGUUAUUUUAUGUUAAUUAUACGUACCUGCUUAGACUGAAUCGAGCAAUCGGAACUUUGAAGACAUGAUAAGCACAGCCUGCUCUGAGCACAGCCUCUGGAGGAGACAGUCGCGUCACUUCCGUUAUCCGCGUAGCCGUUAGCAGUGACUUUACUAAGCUAACAGGCAGUUUGUUGUAGUAAAUGGUAGAUAUGUUUGACCUGGUGAGUUUUAAGAAAGAGCUUCAACUCCUUGUUAAUAACCUGGUCAAAGCGGUGAUGAGUGAGAUGAUUACCGCGGCGGAGAAAAACUCGAGGUUGAAUCAAAAUCCCGGAACUGAUGUAAGUAGCCUGCUAAGUAAGUAGACUUGUCAGUGAAAGUGUCAAAAGGUGAGUGGUUCAGGUCCGGGGAGGCUGAGAACUGUUUAAUUCAAGGUUAUCAGAUUGAAUUUCCCUCAAAGGUGAGAUAGUUAGUUUUUUAGACUUUAAUGUCAAACUUAUAAAAUAAGAAUAUUGAAGACUGGAGGAGGAGGAACAUAGUUUUAUAAAAUAUCAUUUAUGACCCGACCCAGGGUUCAAACCCACACAAAUUCGGAUAGAAAUAUAGUUUCUGCAGGUCAGCUAGACGCCAUUCCUCAGCUUUAGCACUUUUUGCUCUGUGUGGCUGGUAAUAGUCAUUAAUUUUCCUCUUCAAACAUUUGUAGCCCCUACAAGGAGUUCUUUUAGGUUAAAGCAGACCAAAAUUCAUAUUGAAGUCCUUCAUGAUAACCAAUAGCAAACAGGACCAUCAAAAAGAUGGACAAUUUCAGUUUUACUGCCUGAGCCUGAUGUGAGGGGGCAGGUGUCAGUUGAGCAGAAGAAGAAACAGUCCUGUUUUUUUUUGUUUUUUUUUCAAUCUUCACACAGAAUAUUUAUUUGACUUGAACAUUUAACUGUCAAAAGUCAAAGACACCACUUCAACACCCACAGGGGAAGGUGUGCAACGACUGCUUUGUCCACAGGGGGCGCCAAAACUGACACAAAGUUUCUCACAGGAGCUUUAAUUUGUAGUAGGGACUCCUCACAUCUUUCACAGAACAGGUGUGUAAAAGCAACCUGUUUAAAUACUUAGACAAUUUCUGCACUUUUUGCAUUUUAAGAUACAUUCACUGAUGAAUUUUUCCUCUGAAAUGUUGCAAAUACACGUGUUGCCAAUAAGCACAGCACAGAAGUUUGUCAAAAAAAUUACGAACUUUAAAUAAAGCUUAAAGGUGGGUAGGAAAUCCUUACCUAAAGUGCCAGUUUUUGGGAGAAAUCUUGAAUGUAAACACUACUCCUUCCAACCAGUUCUCCCCUCAGCUCCUCCUCUCCCCUCCCUCUCUGCUCCAGCAAGCCCCAUCCACAAAUAGACACCCAGCUCGCUCGUAUUAUUUCAAUUAAAUUCAGAUACAAUGCAGAUAAAUACUUCAGAUGAUUACAAAUGGAGCCCAGUCAACGUGAAAGUAAAAAGCAUUGGUGCUACUGUAGAUGCCAACAGACGACCAGCAAACACAAUGUUUUCAGGACUUCUACAACUAGGAUAAAGUGACAUACUCUAGGACCCGAGAUAAACAGUUUAGCGGCGCUACAACACGUAGCAGGUCCAGUUUGACAAGAAACACUUCUGUUAGAGACACUUGGCUUACUUUGUCAGAGCAGUUUACCUGUUCAGCAGAAAGGUUACAGGGUCCGGAAGAUCCGAAGCGCUCCCCAAAUGCUGCAUUGAUGUUGACCCGUCUGUUUAGCUCUUGUCUGGUCUACCUUCUUUAUAAGCACCUGUUAUUCGGCCAGAGUCUACUUUGUUUACUUGCUUGUGUUGGCAGUCGUGGCCAAAGGAGGAUUCAGACAAUUUUCCAUACUUACUGGUUGCUUUCUUCUGUACGAUAUUGUAGCACGCUGACUUUGUUUGGGCUGAUGAACGUUAUUCAAGCAUGUGGAACAUGCCUCACAACACAGGGGAGCAGCAUCUGCCUCACUACCAAUCAGGUUCAGGAAGGUGGAGAAUGGCUUUGUUUACAGUCAGAAAGAUUUAAAAUUUAAAAAAUGUAAAAUGUUGAUUACACAGACAUAAGAGAACACAGCGAUAUCAUUAUAUUCCCAAAUGUCAUCAAUAACUAGUAGAUAUUGACUGAUAUUAAAAGCUUUUUUGUAUACGCCACAAAAAAAGAUGCUUCUUGAACGGAAUCCUGCCCCACCUUAAAGAGUUUUUUACUGCAGUCCCGGCUGGAAAAGAUUAACGCUUCAUUUGCAAAUGUACAUGUCACCCUUGCAUCUGUCUGUGUUCAGGCCAAACAGAAAAACAGACACAACCUCGAUGCCUACACUUGAGGGUUUGAUGCUCUAUUAGACACACUGCACAGAGAUUUUUUGUGAUGGGUGGGAGUGGGACCAUAGACUGUGUAUAGAAUGGACAUCUACCCCCUCUCUGGGUAAACCUUAGCGAGAGUAGCACUCCCUAGUGUCUGGUUGCAGUAUUGUUCAUAAACCCCACCUCCUCCAGCAAAGCUGUGGACAAACUCGAAAAAUUAAAUACAAGUAUUAUAAAAUUUUCAUUUCAUCAUGUAGUUAUCAUAAGACUGGUUUGUGCUCAAGUCCUCUUUUUUCUGUAGCUCCAUUUUUAAAAGUUGUUAGGGGUCAUUAGAAACAAAUAUGACAUUAUAUUGUCAAUAACUGACACUUGAGAAUAGUCAGUGGGUGUAAAAAGAUUGCGCAGGAUAUCCAGGGUUAUGCUGUCGGAGAAGAGCAUCAUCCCAGCGUUUCUCCUGCUGAACGCUACUGUGGAAAUGCGGUUUCAGGAAAUGGAGGAAAUUCCUGGAAAUACCCAGAGCAUUGUGGCUUCACGUUUUUACAAUGACGAGAGGCGGGGCCACAUUGUCCAUACUGCAUACAGUUAGUGGGUAUGGCAUUAUGAGCUUUUAUAUUUUGACUUGCUAGUUCAUGUGUCUUCAUACAGAGAUGAGCUUUACUUCAUGUUAUGAGCAAAACAACCUUCUAAAGACAAACCUCGGAGAUGUUUCAGUGAGGUUUUUAAUGAAGUUAAACUACAAAAUCUCAUAACAUCUGUAAGUUUUAAAGAUUCACGUCCCUCUUUCAGGAGAAGCUGGGCCGUCUGGUGGACAGUCUGUGUGAUGAAGCAGUGGAUAAGAUCCUGAAGGUGUUUGAUUUUGUUUUACUGAGGCAGGAAAAGAGUCCAGAAAACCUAAAGGAUCCACACGCAGCAGCUGAGGGUUUAUUAAAGACAGAAGGUGAGCCUGUCUCUUACAGAGAUGCUGUGAUAUUCGGUCUGUUUAAUCCGAGGUCGUCUGACAGAAAACACCCAGCCAUCUAACAGAGCAGUUUUUGUGUGUUUCAGGUGGUGAUGGUGGGGAUGAGUAUCCCCCUGGGGGACAGACCGUCAUCCUGGUGUUCACGGUCAGUGACUAACUCAUGAUAACAGUCAGACUGCAGGAUGACUAAAAUGAACCCUGCUAACCCAUUUCUGUUUAACAGAGCCCUGCUGUCAGCUCCAAGAGUGUGCUUCUGUCAGUGGAAACUGAGGCUCAUGGUGAGUGAGGACUCAAUUCAUCGAACCAGUAACCAUGUCUAAAUUUUAGAAAGACUUUUCUGACUGAAACUGGCAGGAAGUUGCCAGGAACUAAACUUUGUGGUUUUACAACUCCAAUUCCAAAAGAGUUUGAGAUGCUGAGAUUACAGUCAUUAAUUUAAAACCUAGGAAAGAGAUUAAAUCAAAUAUUGAAACCAAAAUGUGGUAUUGUUUUAAUCAAAAUAUUUGAUGUAAUAUAAAUAAGAUGAAAGAAACAUUUUUCUAAACAGUUAUGAGAGGUUCCAACUAAUGCUGUGAAAAUCCAGCAAGUUGGGAACAUGACUGAGUAGGCCUGGGCGAUUUGGCCAAAAAAAUGAUCACAAUAUAUUUUGUCAUAUCGUCCGAUCUCUAUUAUUAUCACAAUCACGAUUAUUUUUAAACUGCCAGUUUUAAAGUAUCUGUACUAAAAACUAAAGAAACUAGAGAUUAGCUCAACAUUUUAUUAACAUACAAAGUAAAUAACAAAGCAAAUUGAAUAAGAUACACUUAGAAAAAUAUAAAAAACAUUUUAACUCAACAGUACAACAAAUGUAGAUAAAUACUAAGUAACUCAGUUAAUUAGUUUACAGUCCUGAGUGUUUUUGCAGGUAUGCAAGACUCAAAAUAAACAAAUCGCCCCCUCAGGGAUACUGAAGAUGCUUUAAAAUGUAUACAUUAGGUGAUGUUAACGUAGAUGAUAUGCAUACCCUUCAACAUUUGGGUUAUAAAAUCCAGGAGUUGUUUGCUGCGCACGCUGGGCAGUUUUGGGGUGAACUCGUAUGGUGAAUAUGAGCUAAUUAUGAGAGUAUUUGUAAUUAAAUUGCUCAUCCAAAUAAGUAAAAGUGAAGCUGCACACUUUUUUUUGUUUUAACAGUAACAAAUGGUCAUAAAAAAAUAAUAGCUAAUAUGCCUUAAACUUAUGUUCCACUAAUAUUAGUGUUAAAGUCCUUGUAUAUUUUACAUGCUCUCCCGUAUGAGGCUCACUUAACAUCUGUGCAUGACAUACAGCACUCUUUUAUCUGAGGCUGCCCUGAACGCAUCACUCUCGCAUAUCUUUCGUUUGUUUUCCUUUUAGCGAAAUGUUUAUUUUGCAACAAACACUGCUUAAAUAUAGUUUACAGCUGAAACGGACCCGAAUCGCCCCAAACUGUAAAGUCGAAGUAUCAAUCCAGUGUCUGUGAGGCUCAGCAGAAACAGAGGACAAUCUCCGGUUGUCUGGAAACCUGGAAACUUUAGACAAAUAUAACGAUCCGAUUCAUGAAUGAAUGCUGACCGUGCUACGAGAAAUUCCCGGGAGAAAUGACAAUACAGGGGGUGGGCGGGAGAAAGGUCUGAAAUAAAGGAGAGUCCCGGGAAAAAUGGGUAUGUUGGCAGGUAUGGAUAUGAUUGAUUGCUGUUUUGGUCUGUGGCUGCACCACUAGUUGUGACUAAACUGCUAAUGCUACUCGUACCGCCAGCAGUGACAGGCUGUACAGACUCCGCUCGCAUUUUCAUGCUUCCCGCAUAAUCACUCAGGAAGAACAGAUUCGUUUUGUUGCCAGUUUAUCGGCUUAAUUGCUCGACAUCACUUUGGAGAGGCGUUGAAUAACUUCUCAACAAUAACAUCUUCUGAGGAAGACUCAAAUCAUGAAUGACAUGUGUUCGGUCAUUCUGUUUACUUCUCUGGUAACUUACAGAAGUAAGCAGGAAAAGCUCGACUCUGAUUGGCUGUUGUGACGCACAUUUCCACCAUGAUUGAUCGAGUAAAUAUGCUCACAGCUGAUCAUCGUGAUCGAACUGAAAUUUAUCACGAUCAUCGAUCACGAUCAUAUAAUCGCCCAGACCUAUGACUGAGUAUAAAAAGGACAUUCAGAGAGGCUGAGUCUCUCAGAGUUUCACCACUCUGUAAGAGACUGUGUGAGCUAAUGGUUCAACAGUUUUAGAAUAAUGUUUAAGUGUGAAAGAAUAUGUGGAUUUCAUCAUCUUCAGUACGUAUUAUCAUUCAAAGAUUCAGAGGAUCUGGAGAAAUCUCUGUACUAAAGGGACAAGGACCAAAACCAAGACUGGACUCUAGAGUGGAAAUCACUACAUGUGCUCCAAAUUACUUUUCACACAAUCACAGUUCAUCACUGCAUCCACAAAUGAGGUUAAACCUGAAACAUGUAAAGAACCAGAUAGAAACAGGGUCCAGGAACACCAGAGACUUCUCUGGAUCUGAGUCCAUUUAAGGUGGACUGAGGAACUGGUCUACCUGCAGUCCUGACCAUUGGAAACAUUUGAAGCAUCAUGAGACCAAAAGCAGGACAAAGAAAAGGCAGCUAAAACAAAGCGUUUCAGAUGUAGGCAGAAAUAAUAAUAUUUAAAUACACCACUGUGAGAAAGAGGGGGCUGUUUUGAUCUGAAAAUUAUGUUGAACUAUUAAAAAGGAUUCAGAGAGGAAGUAUAGAUUUGGAAAAAUAAUUCAUAGUACCCUUCUUUAAAUGAAUUUUUAGCCAUCAAUUCUUGUUUUCAUAAACAUUUUUUACAUCUGUGAAUCCUUUGGAAUGUGAGUUUAACCUUGCAAAGGAGAAAAGAAAAUGAUGAAGCCAAGCUGAUCGCUGUGAUUUCAAAUCUGUUUAAUUGAACACAAUGACUGGGGUCCUGGAUUCAUUGUGUAGAUUCAAACCUUUAAGUUGGUACUAAAUGGUCUCUUAUUUCCUGCUGCAGGUGAAAAUGAAACUGAUGCUGCAUGUAAAUCCUCCUCACUGCACAGCAAGCACUCCUCCCCUACCCCACAGGCUGAUGUUCCUGACCAUGAAUACGCUCAGCCACCCAUGCCACCUCCUGUCGUCGCCUCUGCAGCAGUGAGCAGCAGUCAUAAAAAAGUCGCCAACAAACCUCAGAGCACAGAGACGUCAGAAAUUCUCUCCCAGUGUCAGCAGUGUGGGAUGCUUUUUCCAAACAAAGAGCGGCUCUCUGACCACCAGAGGAAGUCACACCCUGUGUGCUCCACUUGCGGAUUGUGUUUCACUGGCAUCCAGAGGCUGCAUGAACAUGAGAUCCAGGAACAUGGUUUGUUGCCAUACGGUUGUGAAUACUGCCAGAAAAGAUUUAAACACAAACCUCACCUAAACCUGCAUGUGAGGGCACGACACACCAGAGAGAAAACCUGCCACUGUGACAUCUGUGGGAAAGGCUACUCCUGCAGCAGCAUGCUGAAAACACACAGGACGACCCACUUUGAGAAGAAGUUCACCUGUGAGGUCUGUGGGAGGAGCUUUCACCAUGCCUGCCACCUGACUCGCCACAAACUGGUGCACCAGGGGGUUCGGCCCCACAGGUGUAACGUUUGUGGGAAGGGUUUCAUCCAGGCCGGCAACCUGCGCAGCCACCAGAUUACCCAUACCGGAGAGAGGCAGCUCUGCUCCAUCUGUGGUAAACGCUACCGCCGCCUGAAAGACCACAUCAUAAGCAAACACUUGCACGAGCCUGCCACAGAUGAGCUGGCAGGUAGAGAGGCCAGUGUCACCUGUGACGUGUGCGGCAAGAAGUUCUCUUACCUGUCCCAGUUCAAAGUCCACCAGAGGGUUCACACGGGGGAGAAACCGUUCCACUGCGACGUCUGUGGUAAGAGUUACCGUCUAAAGGAGCUGCUGAGGGACCACAUGUACACCCACACCGGGGAGAAACCGUACAGGUGCUCACACUGCUCCAAAACCUUUAACCUGGCCACCAGCUUAAUGAGACACCGCAGCAUCCACACUGGGGAGACACCAUACAGCUGCUCAGACUGUGGGAAACACUUCCGCCUGCUCACCUACCUGAAGGCUCACCUACAGACCAAAGCUCAUCUGAAGCAGACUCAGCGGAGGCAAAGCAACACUUCCGACCUCUGACCUCUAUACUCAGCAUUAUAAAACAGACAGAGAUCUGCUGCUACAACUGAGCUUUCCCUCCAUUAAUUAGGCUGUUACAUGGAGAAGUUUCGCCUGAUCGACACACAGGUCUGAUGCUGCUCACUAGGCCUGACUCUCUUUCUGGAUGCAUUUGUGUCAAACAGGUGUGUUUUAUUCCUGAUCCCCUGUCGCUUUUCCAUUGGUCAAGGUUUUUAAUAUUACAUCAAAUUUUUCAUUUCUUUUAUCCUUUUAUCUAGUCUUGUUGCCACUAUUUGGUGUAUUGUUUUAUUUCUAAUAAAUGAUUAAAAAGCAAGACAAUGACAAACCACAUUCUGACUACAGGGAUUACAACAGCAUGGCUCUGUAGGAGAAGAGUCCUGCUGAAAAACUGGUCUGCCUGCAGUCCUGACUGUCCCCCAAUAAAAACAUUUGGAGCAUCAUGACACUAAAAACAGGACAAAGAAAACCCUGAACUGUUGAGCAGCUGAAAUCCUCUAUCAGGCCAGAAUGAGACAAUAUUUCACUGUCAGACUCCAGAACUUAGUCUGCUGGGUUCGCUUAGGGAACAGAGGAACUGAUAAAACGUGAUGGGAAAUAUGAUCCUGUCACAACUUUUAGAAAUGUGUCAUACGCUUUGAAAUGAGCAGAUAUUUUUUCAUAAAACAUUGAAACAUGUUUCCCCCCUAAAAUGUUUUGUAAACCAUCAAAUGUUGUUAAAAUCAAUAUUUUGACAGACAGUGACUCUGAAUAGGCAUUGUCAAGAAACUGUAUGUUGUGUGUGUUUGCUGUGUCCUCAGGUACUGUAUUUUCAUCUUUGGAGCAUUGACAGCAUGUUUGCCCUGUUGAAGUUUUCUCUGCUGCGGACAGUCUAUCCUUGAAAGCUGCCUGAUGUUUAAGCACCCAUGACUCUAUACUUGUUUUCUCAUUAUUGUUGACCUCUAUAAUCAAGAUUAAACACUAAAACCUGAGAAAGACUGACUCUGAGACUUUUUGUUCGUGUUGGGCAAAAUAACAGUUUCCAUCAAUUAGAAGUUCACUUCAUCUUUAGCAAAAAGCUCUGUUUCUGCAGGGAUCUUCUCUGUAAUGUUUCCAGACAGUUAAAGGUAGGGCAGGCAGGAAUCUGUUAAAGAAGCAUCUUUUUUGUGGUGUAUAUACAAAAAAGCUUUUAUUAUCAGCCAAUAGCUAUUAAUUAUUGAUGACAUUAGGGAAUAUAAUGAUAUCGCUGUGUUCUCUUAUGUCUGUAUAGUCAAAAUUUAAAAUUUUUCGAGCGGCCCGCUCUUUCUGCCGUAAACAAAGCCAUUAUCCGCCUUCCUGACCUGAUUGGUUGUGAGGCAGACGCUGCUUCCUCAUGUUGUGAGGUACGCUCCACGUCCUCGAAUAAAGUUUACGAGCCCAAACAAAGUUAGUGUGCUACAAUAUCAGACAGUAGAAAUCAACCAGAAAGUACGGAAAAUUGCCUGAAUCCUCCUUUGGCCAUGACUGCCAACACAAGCAAGAAAACAAAUUAAGUACCAGAGACUCUGGCUAAAUAACGGGCGCUUAAAACGGAGUUAGACUGGACAAGAGCUAAACAGCCGGGUCAACAUCAAUGAACACUUUGGCAUCUUCCAGAUCCUGUAACCUUUCUGCUGAACAGGUAAACUGCUCUGACAAAGUAAGCCAAAUUUCUUUAACAGUAAAAAGUACGGAAAUUUGUCUGAAUCCUCCUUUGGCCACGACUGCCAACACAAACAAGUGAACAAAGUACAUACAGAAGACUGGCCGAAUAACAGGUGCUUAUAAAGAAGGUAGACUGGACAAGAGCUAAACAGACGGGUCAACAUCAAUGCAGUAUUUGGGGGACGCUUCGGAUCUUCCGGACCCUGUAACCUUUCUGCUGAACAGGUAAACUGCUCUGACAAAGUAAGCCAAGUGUCUCUAACAGAAGUGUUUCUUUUCAAACAGGACCUGCUGCGUGUUGUGGCGCCGCUAAACUGUUUACCUCGGGUCCUGGACUAUGUCACUUUAUCCUAGUUGUAGAAGUCCUGAGAACAUUGUGUUUGCUGGUCGUCUGUUGGCAUCUACAGUAGCACCAAUGCUUUUUACUUUCACGUUGACUGGGCUCCAUUUGUAAUUAUCUGAAGAAUUUAUCUGCAUUGUAUCUGAAUUUAAUUGAAACGAUAUGAGCGAGCUGGGUGUCUAUUUGUGGAUGGGGCUUGCUGGAGUGGAGAGGGAGGGGAGAGGAGGAGCUGAGGGGAGAACUGGUUUGGAGGGGUAGUGUUUACGUUCAGGAUUUCUCCCAAAAACUGGCACUUCCUCAGAUCCUACCUACCCUUCCUUUAAAAACAACCUGAGCAUGUCAGGCACAAAAACUAAAAAGCUUAGAUCAGGAAUGAUUUUGUGUAGUUCAUCCCAUAGAUUUGCAUGCAGAAAACACAGCUGCUGAAGAAAUCUAUGAAAUGAUCUUCAAACAAAACAAGCUUACAAAAACACAGAGCCCAGGUUAAAAACAGCAGAAUUACCAUUUAAGUGGUUUAAAGGCUAUGAGCCUCUUUGUUGGAUUGUGGUUGUGAGGGGGAUAAUAGGGAUGGAGUGUGUGUGGAGGAUGUUUGGAUGUGAUGAUGUUGUUGUGAUGGAGUUUUUGUUUCUAUCAGCAGAUUAACAGAGGAUCAUUAAAGGUGAUUAAAUCCAUCCUACAAACACAAAGGUGGGAUUACGGGUCGUAUACAUCUUUUAAUCUGACCUCUGGUCUGCAGAAAAAUAGUCUGAGGCCUGCUGGAUUACACAUAGGAGCCCCACUUAUCAUCUGAAUUAUGA